AUGAAUGAGGCAUGGUCCGUCAAGAGGCCCCUAACAUGCUCCAUGUCUCGAAGCUCCAGACCCAACAUAAAGGUCUGCAUGUGCCUUAGCUUCUACUACUACGGGGCCUGGGCGAUGUCGACGGCCAUCGGAUCGUCUAUGGCCCGGCUUCUUGUUUUCGUCCUUGACUCCUCUGGUGAUGAACCAUAUAUGACAUCACAACUCUCAAAAGGCUUCCUAUCACAGCUAUGCCUAGCAUUCACAUGCACCACGCAAGUUGGGCCAAACCCAACCCAAAACUACGGCACGCUUAUCGUGUCAGGCAUCAAGUACGAUGACGGCAGUCAAGUGACGAUCAGUGACCUCCUUGGCGUUAUACUCAAAUCACCAGCUGCUGCUAGCACCAACGGCAUUGUCGUAUGUGCCAAUCCUCGGCGAGCUGUUUCGGCAGAUGUCACCAUGGAGCAAAUUGACGAGUCGACCAAGCUUGUCACUGCGAAACCCACCAACUUGACAAACAUAUACACGGGACUCUUUCUACUCGCCGCCGAAGCGCUCACUGACAUCGACGGGACUGUUGAGAUUGCAACGCUGGCAGCUCCCGACCCGGCGCCUGUGCCCCAGAAAGUCAUGCUGUCCUCUGUACAAGGCUUAGAAAGCUAUUCCGCCAGCUUUCUCCUAGGAGUGACUACUUCAGUCCAAAUUCCAAGCGGCAUGUAUAGAGUUUUAAGCGUAGAACUUGCGCCUAAGGACUAA
Molecule: messenger RNA, 735 nt
Organism: Metarhizium album ARSEF 1941
Lineage: Eukaryota; Fungi; Ascomycota; Sordariomycetes; Hypocreales; Clavicipitaceae
Exons: 3
Coding region: 1-735 (244 amino acids)
Source: RefSeq, a predicted model, not a curated record